Molecule: messenger RNA, 1132 nt
Organism: Perca fluviatilis (European perch)
Lineage: Eukaryota; Metazoa; Chordata; Actinopteri; Perciformes; Percidae
Product: P2Y purinoceptor 14
Exons: 2
Coding region: 1-1080 (359 amino acids)
Biological process (GO): G protein-coupled receptor signaling pathway
Cellular component (GO): membrane
Molecular function (GO): G protein-coupled purinergic nucleotide receptor activity
Source: RefSeq, a predicted model, not a curated record
AUGGAUGAUCUUAACUCCACCCACUUCCUGGCCACCAACCAAUCAGAUCUGAGCAGCCCGUUCACGCGGCUGGUGCUGCCGCCUCUCUACCUGCUGAUCUGCGUGGUGGGCGCGUCCCUGAACGGCGUGGCCGCCUGGAUCUUCUUCCGAGUGCCGAGCGACUCGGGCCUGGUGGUCUACCUGAAGAACAUGAUGGUGGCCGACCUGCUGAUGCUCGCCACCUUCCCCUUCCGGGUGGCGGCGCAGCUGGGCGUGGGCGGCUGGCGCCUGCACGUGGUCAUGUGCCGCUACACUGCCGUGCUGUUCUACUCCUCCAUGUACGUGGGGAUCCUGUUCAUGGGGCUGAUCAGCCUCGAGCGCUACGUCAAGAUCGUGAGACAGACCUCGCACUCAAACGCUACGGUCGCCGCUUCGCCGUCCUGCAGGUCCAGGUUUGGCGUUGGAUCCUUGCUGCAUCUCCUGCACAGCGUCGGCUUUGCCCGUGUGUUGGCGCUGCUCACCUGGAGCUUCCUCCUUCUCUGCGUACUGCCCAACGUGGUGCUGACCAGCCGGCCGGCUACCGAGGAGACCUCGCGGGACUGCAUGCGCCUGAAGACGCCGCUGGGCGUGCAGUGGCACAGCGUGUCCACCUUCCUGAGCGUCAGCCUGUUCUGGGUGACCCUGCUGGUCCUCGCCUACUGCUACACCUCCAUCGCCUGCCGCGUCUACCAAUCGUAUCGCCGCGUUCGCCGUAGCAGCAACAACAGCAGCAACGAGGCGUGCCGGAAGUCCAACCGCAGCAUCUUCAGCAUCCUGGCGGUGUUCUUCGUCUGCUUCGUGCCGUACCACGUGUGCCGCGUGCCGUACACGCUGAGCCAGAUGCCGGCGGCGUCGGGCUUCGGCCGGGACGCGCGGUUCCUGCUGUUCCAGCUGAAGGAGGGAACGCUGUUCCUGUCGGCGCUCAACGUCUGCCUGGACCCCGUCAUCUACUUCCUGAUGUGCCGAACCUUCAAAGAGUCGCUGCUCAGGAAACUGUCGGGGAGAGACCACCGGAGGAGGGCGGGCUCGCUGACCACGGGACAGAGUCUGAGUCACAUUUAGAGAGAGGGAGGCAGGGGACAAGGAGAGGAGAUAAGGAGAGGAGGGAACUACA